Molecule: messenger RNA, 2418 nt
Organism: Giardia duodenalis
Lineage: Eukaryota; Fornicata; Diplomonadida; Hexamitidae
Exons: 1
Coding region: 1-2418 (805 amino acids)
Source: RefSeq, a predicted model, not a curated record
AUGAGCUGGACCGCGUUCGAGCAGGGAUCAGCUCUUUCAGAACCCCACCAGGCUCCUGUCUCGUUCAUGGAGCUCACACGACCCAAAUUCAAGAGCUACCAGCCUUUGCCCUCCAGCAGCCGUAGGUUCAGCGAUGGUAUGCCCUUAGCCCCGUUUCAGACAGAACUGAAUAGAGACACCAGACAUACUGAGCUUGGCAACGAACUGACCGAUCUCCUCCGCCUAGUGACUGCGCGGCCUGGUGCUAUACCUAAGCUAGUGCAUGCACGCUACCAGGAGAAGCCGCGACUCAGCUCUGCGCCCCCUGCAGUUCCUGAGGCAAUACGUGCGCCCCCUAUUGAGGAAACGAAUCUUGCACUCUCGGUAUCCACAGUUCCUAUCGUGACUCCGCAGUUUCUGCAGUUCAAAACGAUGAGUCCAAAACGGCUCAGAAGCCCGCAACACAAAAGGGGAAAGACAGACAAAUCCAAUAGAUCCCCUACCAGUACAUUAGAAGAGCUUGAAGACCGGAUUCGUCAGUUGGAGGCUGACAGAGAUGCUAUCACCCUGAAGUACCAACAUAAACUUCAAAGCGAGCGUAAUCAGCUCACCUGUGACAGAUUAGACGCGCAGAAGACAGCAGUUAUGGACACACAGCAGGAGUCCCAGAUACAGCAGCCAACAUCAGCUACCACCCACCUCACCACCUCACAACAGGAGGAGCUACGCCUCAUGUCGCAACAUGCAUGGAAUCCCCAGCAAUUCUGGGGCACAGUUGACGCAGUUAAACCUCUCAUCACACAGGACGCAGACCUUUCACCGACUCCAGAGGCAGAGAGUGUAGUGCUUGCAAGUAAGGGCAUCACUCCGCCUUUAACACACGAUGUUCACUGUCAUCUUACAAAGCAAUUCCUCGUUUCAGAUGAGCACAGUGCUUUGGGGCUUUCUCUUGGUCCCAAGUCUGUCUCGCCAAGAGAAUUCAAACGUCAGCAGGAAAAACAAGUUGUCCCAAAUGUUGACAUACAUGCACACAGAUCUCGCGUUCCAAGGCCUCGCGAUCCGCAAGAUGUCUACAUGGAUGUCAAUGUGCAUGCUACACCCCUAUAUCCACAGCCUGUGACAUGUCCCGCUAGAAAAGAUCAGGAAUCUUCUCAGUCACAGACAAAUCCUCUUACGUAUGAUGAGUCUCACUUAUUAUUUGCAAGUUGGGGCGAUGGACACCGUCAAAGGGAGCAUUCUGUCAAUACCAAUGAUAUGGUAUCUUCAUCUGGUGGCGGAUUGUCACCGGUUCAACCAGACAUUAAGAAAACAAAGAGACGCAGUAAGAAGAGCGCUGUUGAACGAGCCACGACGCCAUCUGUCGAUGCUCUCGAAGAUGCCCAGAAGUCCCUAGAGCAACUGUACCGCAACAAGCUGCGCCCCAUGAACAAGCCCACAAAACCUUCGAAUAAUCAUGCCGUGCCAGUUUAUUCUGAGUUUACUGAGCUGGAGCCUCAGGAACAGCCACAAAUUCUGGCACAUCUGAGGAAGACAAUCACACCGCGUCUCUUGGACGCGACAGAAAUUUACAAUCAAUAUGCUCCAGUUAAUACACCCGAGCAGGACCAACGAAUGGCCAAGACGCUGACUCAACGACACGAAUUCAUUCCCAUUAUAUCGUCUGCACUGUUUGAGGACGGCGAUGCCAUUCAAAUGAAGCCAACCCUCCAGGAAUCUCAGGGAGGGUGUGUGUCUCAAGGAAAAGUGGCGACUGCAUCCAGCGUCCUCGGCACAAGUGGCCUCAUUGGCCAAAGCACGCACACACAGUUUUUUGCUAAGAGCAUUCUAGACAAGAAUGUCCUCAUCGGAAGCACGUGCUAUCUUGCUGAACGAAGCACAAGUCACUCAGACUAUCGCAGUGACUGUAUCUUGCCUCAACUAGUUCCGGUCAAGAUAGACGACAUAAACAACAUAGAGGAAGCGCUCACAGAAUCCGUUAUUGACAUCACCAAAGAUGAGUCACCAAUCUUUUCCGGGGCAACUGUGCGGAUGGAUGCUGGUCGGGGAAAGCAAACAAAGCUGUUAACCCGAAAGCAGGUGACUAUAGACAACACGUCUAGGCAAACCAAGAAGCCUCGAAGCCGGAGCCGUGUGAUGUUUGCUGGAAUUGACAUGAGUGAGACAGGCAGCGCACUGUCCUCGUCACCGCAAGUCCAGCGCGAACUUGUGCCCACCACUACACAACCGAAGAUCGCUGCACAUGUGACACGAAGGCUGGAGCCAAACGAAGAUAACUUUCAGCGUGCCAUCGCGGUGCCCGAUGCCAUGGCAGGUUCAACCUCUGAAGUCUCAAGGAUUGAAUUGCUGGGACCGGUACCUAUGGCCACUAGUUUUAAUUCACAGUUACUCACCGAUGACCUCGGAGCGCACAAUUACACUCUCUUGCUGGAAUCUCAUUAG